Messenger RNA from Helicoverpa armigera (cotton bollworm), 6847 nucleotides. RefSeq names its product Sac1 phosphatase (gene Sac1). Gene Ontology annotation, cellular component: endoplasmic reticulum. The transcript is spliced from 14 exons. Gene Ontology annotation, molecular function: phosphatidylinositol-4-phosphate phosphatase activity. Lineage: Eukaryota; Metazoa; Arthropoda; Insecta; Lepidoptera; Noctuidae. Bases 227 to 2026 code for a protein of 599 amino acids. Gene Ontology annotation, biological process: phosphatidylinositol dephosphorylation. The record is from RefSeq and is a predicted model, not a curated record.
ACAUAUACAUAAGUGUUGAUUGCACCAUGUAAACUUAUUAUAUCUUGCCAUCAAAUUAAAAUUAUCGCUUCCUGUCAAUCUGCUUAUCAUCGACGAAUAAAAAUAAUCACGAACCGCACCACAGUCAUCACAUCACCAGUGCAGUUGUAGUGUCAUGUCAUACAUGUCAAGUUUUCGCGAGUGUACGAUUGAAAAAUAAAUUUAUUUUGCUGAUAUAUCAUUAAUAAUGGCAGAUUUGCUAAGUAUUCACGAUGAUAUUAAAUUAUACACAACUUCAGAUAAAUUCUAUUUGGAGCCCACAAUCCACCCUACGGAGAUACUGGUCAUAGACCGUGUGACUGGGGAGGCGGUUGUCAAAGAAUAUGGCUCAGUAAAGAUCCCCAUACCAGCGAAUGCUUAUCGUCCAGUAUGUGGUUUCCUUGGCUCCAUAAAGCUCCUAUCUGGAUUAUAUUUAGUUGUAGCCAAGUACAGGAUAUUGAUGGGCAAGCUAAAUGGUCACGAUAUAUACCAAUUGGCGGGAGCAGACAUCAUUCCUUACGCGCGAUCCAACACGCAUCUCACUAACAAACAGAUAGAAGACAACAACACAUACGAGCGCAUGGUACGGCUGGCGCUGGACACGCCCGGCAUGUACUUCUCGUACAGCUACGACCUCACGCACUGCCUGCAGCGCCUGCACUCCGUCACCCCCGACUUCCACAGGAUGUCUAUAACGAAUCGUGCAGACCCCCGUUUCCUGUGGAACGGCUUCCUGCUUCGAGACUUCUCUCAUCACCAAUAUUCACGGUUCACGCUGCCCCUCAUACAAGGCUUCGUGUCUAUAAACAACGUGACAGUGAACGGUCACCAGCUGACGUGGUCGCUAGUGUCACGGCGGUGCGUCGACCGCGCUGGUACCAGGUUCUUUAUGCGGGGGGUCGAUGCUCAGGGCAACGUAGCAAACUUCGUGGAAACAGAACAGAUAAUAGAACGGGGUGGUGAGAAAUCCUCCUUCGUGCAAACCCGGGGCUCCAUCCCGUUGUUCUGGAGUCAGUACCCGGAUAUAAAGUACAAGCCGGCUAUGCAGCUAGCUCACGAAGACCAUGUGGCAGCUUAUACUAAGCAUUUGAGAGAUCAGCAGCAGAGAUAUGGGAAUCAGGUGCUGGUUAAUUUGAUUGACCAACACGGCAAAGAGGAGGCGUUAGAGCGCGGGUUCCGCGCGGCGGUGGCGGCGGCGGCGCUGCCCGGGGUGCGCUAUGAGCCCUUCGACUUCCAUGCCGAGUGCCGCUCCAUGCGCUACUAUAGGCUCAACGUGCUUAUCGAUAGGAUUGCUCAUGAACAGACAGAAUUCGGCUACUUCCUCUCCCGCGGAGGCACAGUCCUACUCCGACAAAGCGGUGUGUUCAGAACAAACUGCGUGGAUUGUCUCGACCGUACCAAUGUAGUACAAAGUCUAUUAGCUCGACUACAGCUUAACGCGGCACUUAGAGUGCUAGCAGUCACGUCCAGUGAUGAUGAGAAACAUCCUUAUUUGGAUAAGCUGUUUAAUAAUGUCUGGGCAGACCACGCAGACACGAUUUCUACCCAAUACUCGGGCACGGGGGCUCUGAAGACAGAUUACACGAGAACUGGCAAAAGAACACAUCUCGGGCUCAUUCGAGACGGUAUCAACUCGCUCACUCGGUACUACAAGAAUAACUUCAGCGAUGGGUUUAGACAAGACUCCAUCGACUUGUUCCUGGGCAAGUACGUGAUCGUAGACGGUGAGGGCAACACGCUGCCUUGCCCGCUGCGACGCGACAGGGACUGGAAGUAUAUUACGUUCCCAUCAGUGCUACUGGUCGCCAUGUCGAUGUUCUGCGCGUCGGCGACUCUGCCGCAGCGGUACAGCAGCGAAGUGCUGCUGUACCUCAUGUUCUGGGGAGCUGCCGUCACUGCCACGCUCACGUUCAUAUUCAGACACGGCAAAGAAUUCGUGGACUGGCCCCGGCUGGACGCGGGGGGGCUCGCAGCCGCGCGCUCGCUGCCGCCGCCGCAGUCGUUAUGAUCGGAGACUUGCCGCUCGUAGUCGUCGUCUAACCCUCUUACAGCAGUCGGGUAAGAGUGUCACUCAGCUGUUUAUGUACUAGUGUUGUUGGGAUUUGAAUUUUGAACAGAAUACCUAGUGCAAGUUUUGCAAGUUAACUUUUUCGAUUUUUUUUCAAAGUAAAAUCAUUUAUUUCAUUCAGGCCUUUACAAGCACUUAUGAACGUCAAAAAUAUAACUAAGUUUGAUUAUAGUUGCCCAUUCCAAAACUAGCUUCCUAUGGAGAAGAACGGGCAGGAAACUCCAUUGAAUUACGUAGCACUAAUCUUAGAAUGAUUUGUUUAAUAAAGACUGUCAUCGGUAUUUAGUUGUAUUAUGCUCGAGCUCAUUUUUGCGAGUAUAUACAUUAUUAACCGGCAAAAUGAAUGAAGAUGUAAUAUCUAAAUCAUGUGACGUAGCAUACGACUCGUUAUUUCAAUGGAGUUAUUAUUACGAAUCGAGAAAGUUGACUUGCGAAACUCACACUAAGCACUCAGUUAUUAAGGUUGAAUGAAUAUUGUUUUUUUUUAAAGAGGCUUCCAUAUUUAAAUUAUAAUUUUUCUAGGCCCGAGGUUACCGACAAUGGAAAUGUCAAUUUCUUAAAACAAUUGUUUACUUUGAAAGUUGAAUGUGACAACAUUAUAGUUCUUCUUCUUCUUUCGUGUCGAUGACAUGUCUUUUUUUUAACGACGUCAAAAAUCAUCACAUGACCCCUCCCGCUGUGGGUUAGCAGCGGUGAGGGAGUGUCAGACUCUUACUGACUAAAAUCCGUCGUGUUCCUUCGUAGGCCUUUUAUGUACUAGGGCCGCGGUAACUCUUUCGAACAAUCCUGCAGCCCCGGCAAAUGAUGACAUGUCUUAUAGUGAGACUACACUUUGUCAGCCCAAUAUGCCGCCACAGCGAGAGCACGGCCAGAUGCGCUCAUUAGGUCCUCCCGCGAGCAAGUUUCAGGGCACAGUGGACAUGCGAUGAGGUGGGAUAUGGUCUGCACAGCAGCCCCGCACUCGCACCCAAGGUCCGCCCCGAAUACAAAAUACAAAUACAAGAUCUUUAUUUAUGUUUGAAAUGACAAGUCAAAGAAUAUUAUGGUAAACAGUUGUUUUAAGAAAACUGAAGUAUAUGUUGUCGGUGAACCUUGUACCUGUGUUAGCCUUGUUGGGGUCGGCUUCCAGUCUAAUCGGAUGCAGCUGAAUACCCGUGCUUUACAAGGAGCGACUGCCUAUCGGACCUCCUCAACCCAGUUACCCGGGCAACCCGAUACCUCUUGGUGAGACUGGUUGUUAGACUUUCAGGCGUUUAGCAACCAUAAGAGCAUGGUAGUGGUUUUCAGUAUAAUAAUAGUUAAUUUAAUGGCGGUAUAAAGAGUUUAGCAUUUUUUAUUUAUUUUAAUGGUUUGGUGUAAAAUAGUUUAGUAGACACACCUACAUUUUAUCAUUCUAUUUAUUAUACUGAUCACAUAUGGACUAUCUAUCUUCACGUAGAUGAAUAGAAAAAUUACUUGAUUGAACCAAAUAUUUGAAACAUAUUUUUAUCGUAGAAAAGUUAUAAAUUAAAUAAAUACAACAACACUAGUACAAAAUACCAGCUUUCUAACAUACGACCUUUUUCUUCAAUUAGGACACAUUAUAAAGUCUACCACAGUUUAAAUUGUGAUCUAUUCCUUUCUGAUAGAGUCCAUUUUGUAUCUGACAAAGAUAUCAAAUGUCCAAUUGUACAAAUGAAACAUAUUUGAAGUCUUUGGUCGUUAUUUAUGGUUAUUUACUACUGAUAUUUAAAAUCGAGUCGCUGUAAAAAGGUUUGCAGCAUCAAAAACUCCUUGCAAUUAAUAUUUUGUGAACUGAUAUUUUUUUAUGGUGGCAACCCCGAUUUAAAAUAUUUUAUAUUGGUUAUGGUUUGUAAAUUUCGAAAAAACCACCAGUAUUGAUUUUAUCAGAUUUGAUUGAAAUUAAUGUAAAUUGAAAUUAUGUUUUUUGACUAACUGUAAGGGAAUAUCAAAUUUCUCUUGUCACACAUUCAAGAAGCUUAUAAGUUAGAAGUUCUACUAUCAAUUAAUUUAUCUACAUAAAUAAUGACCAAAGACUAUAAUUCGUUAGACCAAAACUUGUUGCUAUAUUCGCUUAAAAUGUCAAUCAAGAUAUUGUGUAUUUAUUUGUUAUAUACUUGAAACUGUGCAAAAUGAUAAUUUAUUUUUUAAAUUAUUUAGCUUUAUAUUAUUUUAAUUUAAUUUGAAUAGGUGAUCAUGUAGCUUCCGCCAGAUAACUUUGCAUUCCUGAAGCUAGUUUUUUGAGUUGCUUUGUUCAUGGAGAACAAAAUGACUAGCGGAGGUGCCAUAACGGAAAAUCUCCUAAGAAAGUAGCGCGCCAAAAUGCGGGUGUGCGGGGGACGAGGAACGUUACUGUUUUCGUCCUUAUACGCCUUCUUGUGUGGACCCGACCACUUUUUGGUAUACCAAAAAUCGUUGACAGAAUAACUGUCUCAAAGAACCCGAACGAAUCGUUAGUUCACUAGUAACUGAUCGUUUUGGUGAUGCCCAUCGAUUUGAUCUAGAAGAAGGCGCCUGAGUUAUGGCAUCUCCGCUCUUAUUUUCUUACUCCGUGGUUUUGUUACUUUUUUUUUCUAUUUUGAAGUCAGUAGUAGCCAACUUCGGACAAGCAAAGCUUCUCGACAAGGUCUGUAUAAACAAAUGCGGAGAUCAAAUGGCUAACUUCAGAGAUGCAAAGUUAAUUGGUGUGAAUUGUUUUAAUAGUGUGUACAAUGCAUUUUUUUUCUAAGAGGUUCUUGACAUGUUUUCUAUCCCAUGAGUCUGGAUCUUGUUAAAGUACUGUAACUGAAGAUAGACAGACAAAAACGGUGUUUUUUCUUUUUGUUAUUGUCAUCGUAAAAUUCAAAAUAAAUUUGUCAUUUAUAAUAUAUCUCACAAAACCGUGAUGUGUCGAAAUGUUGUAAAACGUAACAUGUUGGUUACGAUUGUAAAAUUGUGAAAUGUUUUUUUUUUUACAUAUUGUACAAAUCUUACCACUUUUGCAUAGUUUCAAGUAUAUAAACUUUAUGUACGGAUAUCAAAUAUGUAUGUAUUAGCAUUCCAUUCGUAUGAAACGCAUGUUAUUUGUUGGACCUUGGACAAAGAGAAAACAUUUUACAAGAAAAACCGAACCGAAACACAUUACCCUCCUUUGCGGCACACAGUCGGGCAAAAAGUACAAUUUAAUUAUCAAAAGUUCAGACUAAAAUUUCCACCUUUCCGAACGUUUUUUUUUCGUCUAAAAUAAAUAACGUUCAUAAAAAGGUCCAACAAAUAACAUUGCGCACGCGCACCGCGACAGAACAAAAAAUAAUCGUGUCUCGAAGUCGCAAGUGUGCGCGCGUACUUAGCUUCCGUUCUCCUAGUGUAUUAGUUAAUGGUUUGUCGCCAUUACCAAGUUCCUGAAUAAGGAAUUGUCAGUUUAAGUGUGGUUACAAAAGCGUUUGGGUUUCUGAACUUUUAACAUCUAAAAUUAUCCAAAAUCAUCAUCUCAUCGGGCUAUGAGAGUGAAGGUAUAGUGAGUGCUCUUGUCUGCGCAAAUGCUCGUGCACUAUUAUAUGUCCUGCGCAGCUGGCUGAUCUCCUUACAUGAGAACAGCCUCCGUGGUCGACAAUCGGCUUUGACAUAAUUAUUAUUGUCUUAAAUUAUGGAAACCAGUCAUUUACUCAGUGUAUUAGGAGUUUGCCAUCCGCGUCCCGAGAAAACUGCUUCACAAACCCGAAUAAAGAGUUCCUCAACAAUUUUUUAUACACUAGCCGUUUUCCCGCGGUUUCACCCCUUCUGAACUACUACCCGUGCCACGAUAAAAUACAGCCUAUCUUACUCGGGAAGAGUGUAGCUUUCCAACAAUGCAAGAAUGUUAAAUCGGUCCAUUACAUACGAACAAACAAAAAUGCAAUUUUUUCGUCUUUAUAAUGUUAGUGUAGAUGUAUAAAGUAUUUGAGUCAUUCGAGGCAUUGACCUCUGUAUUGUUUGUUACAAGGCAGGACGUCGACUUUGCCUUGAACGAAGCCUCGCUCUGCUUCGCACCACAAAAAAGGUUCUAUUUUUUGAGAACGUUACCAAAAAAAAUGGGUUAUUUAUCUUUUAAAAUUUAAAUAUGUAAUAGAUUAAUUAUUAAUAAUUAUUUAUUAUUCACCCACAUAUUUUGUAAAUUGUAACUUCAUAAGACAUAGUAUUUAAAAUAUGAUGUCUAUGUUUAAAGUUUUUUUUUAUCAUUGAUCUGUGGCUAAUUUUUGUUUAGCGCGAUGUUAUAAAUAUGUUUUUUUAUUAUGGAAGUACCUACCAUUAGGGCUUAAUUUUUUUUUCCAAAUUUAAACUUCAAAAACCCAAACGCUUUUGCAUAGUUCCGUUUCCAGUACAGAAUCCUAACGACGACUCGAGGCGGCCUGUAGUCCCAUGGGAAUAACAUUGCGUUUAUAAAUAAAUAGAGCAUUUAAUAAAACCUCUUUUCUGCGUAAAACUUUUCUUUCAUUGUUUUUUUUUCUUUUUAGUUGUUUAGAGGAGGUUAAUCGCAGUUAAAAAGUUAAGCACGAAGUAGAUAGAGAUAUUUUACGAUCGCAAUUUUUCAACUAUUUAGCUAAUCUUUACUAAUUGCCUUCCUAUCUACCUCUUUAGCCUACUGCAACAAGUGAAGUUAUGAAAAUAUAUUUUUAUUUCCGCAGUGUUAUUUCAAAUGGCGUGUUAUUGUAAUAUUGUUAUAUUUUGUCAUCUUGUGUAAUUUAAUAAUUUUAAUCUUGUAAUUUUUAUGGAGAAGAUAUUUCAAUAAACAAUGAAUCAGAA